AUGUCUUCACGAUAUCCCCCGUCGUCUGGGUUCAAUUCCCGUGACCGUUCACCGCCCCGAUUCGGCGACCGCAGACCUCCCGCCGGUCCUCGUGGCUCCGACGAUGUGAACCUGCCGAGAGAGCCCCCCCGGGGCCCCAAGGCCUUGAUUGACCACCCUCGCGGCGCGCCCUUCGGCGGUCGGGGUCGAGGCUAUACGGGCCGCGGCGACUUCCGAGAUCGAGACAGAGAUAUACGAGACAGAGAUCGCGAUCGAGAUCGAGACUUCAGAGAUCUCCGCGAUGGUCCGCCCCCCUUCCGCCGCGACAUCGACCGCGAUUGGGGCCGCCGCGACCGAGAUUUCGACCCCAGAGAACCGCGAGUCGGCUUUGGCCGUGGCCGCUCCCGUUCGCCUCCGCCACCACCCCGUGAUUUUCGUGAUAUCAGAGAACCGUUGGGCCGCGACCCUGACCUAGUCCGCAUGCGACGUGGGUCGAGGGACAGUCUUCUGUCGGCUUCGUCCGCCGCCGGCGACGUGCCGUCUUCGGGCCCGGGUCAUCACCCACGCGGUGGUCCCAUGCGAGGUCGCGGUCGGGGUGACUGGGAAAUUGGGCGCGGCCGAGGCCGUAUUCCCUAUCUCGAUGAUCGUGAUUCGUUCCGCCGCCGCAGUAGGUCGAGAGAUGGUAGAUGGGACCGGGAGCGUGAGCGUGAGCGAGAGCGAGAGCGUGACCGUGACCGUGACCGCGAACGCGACCGAGAUCGUGAACGGGACCGAGAUCGAGAUCGCGACCGGGAUCGCCUGCUAGACCGAGAUAGAGAGCGUGAGCGAGAUCGUGAGAGGGCUAUCGACCGGGAUCGCGAGAUUGACCGACGCGACCGCGAAAGAGAGCGAGACAUGGAUCGCCGGGAUAGAUUCGACCGCCGCGACGACUUGGAUCGACGGAUAGAGCGCGACGAUCGGGACCGACCGCCCUUGGAUUCUUGGAAGCGAGACCAGCCGCCUAAUCGCAAUGAAAAUCGGAUUCCGAGCACUUCGUCCGUAUUGUCAUCCGUCCCGGCUGCAGGACAUGCCGGCCCCGCACCGUCCGAGCGGAUUCCCGAUCAUGCAGGCCCCGAACCGCCCCGCAAGCCGUCUGCAACAGACCCUCGCCGAGAGCCUGAGCGGACCGAGACCCCUGCUGCUCCUGCUCCUGCUCCUGCUCCUGCUCCUGUUUCCGCUCCUCCUCCUGCUGCCGCUCCUUCUGCUGCUCCUCCCGCCGCUCCUCCCGCUGUUGCUCCUGCUGCUCCUGCAACAGCCCCCAUCGCGGCUACUACUCCCACUACUGCUCCUACCGCCCCUGCUCCCGCGUCCGCGCCCGCACCUGCCCCCCAUUUAGAUCCUCCCAAAGACUUGCCGCCGGUUGUCAAACGAUCUCCUCCUCCGCCAGCCCCGCAGGUGCCUGCGUUUGGGUCGGUCACGGCGCCUAUCCCUGACUUGCCCGCGGAUAAGCCGUCCGUUGAACCGGCUCUAGCCCCUCCUUCCCUCCCAAAGACAGAAAAGGAGCACGACGAUAUUCCUCCGCGAAGACCCAUCCAAUCACCCACGGGUCCAAAGGCCACAAGGCCCUCUUCGCAACUGCCGCUAGAGCAACGGGUUCGGCGUGAUGAUACCCUAGACGCCUCGAACAAACCUCAUGAACCCACACCUCGCGCGUCGAAACCUCGUCCUCCAGCCCCGCCUCAUGUCCCAAAGCAACCGGACCUGUCACCGCCCACCGCGCCCGCGGCAAUGGCCAGUAAGGACGCCUCUGUGACCCUCGGAGAGACGUCUCCCGCCAGCAAGGCCGGUUCUGUCACUAGCCUCGUGGAUGGCAAUAGGAAGCCGUCUUCUGCGGGUCUGGCAUCUUCUCCCGAGCCUCAUACGUCACCCCGUAUGCAAAAUUCAUCAAACAUCCCCACCGGACCGCGAGCCCUACAGCAACGACCUUCUGUGUCACGGGGGCCGCCUAAAAGCAACAAACAAUGGGUCCGCCCUGGUUACAGUCGUCCCCCGUCGGGCCCGACUUCUACAUCGAUCCAAGGUCGUGAGGCCGUGGAUGGAAAGGAGCGGACUCCAUCGGUCAGUCAUGAACCUAAAAGGGAGCAUCGGAUGUCGAUCGAUGACAACGCGAUGGAUCUAGAAGCUGGGGAGAUAGCACCCGAGGAUGAUAUACCAUCCGUGAGGGCUCGCGUUUCUCCCGACUCUCCCAGGCAACCGAAGCCGCGUCACACAAGCCCCCCGCGUGCCGUCACGGAGACGCCGGCGCCGAAAGAGAAACCGGCUGAAGAAAAGCCGGACGUCGUUAUUCCGGACUUUGGGCGAUCUAGCGAUGAGGAAGAAGAUGACAAGGUCGUGUUCACACAAGACUAUCUCGAAGAACGAAAGCGGAUUUUUGAGAAGGAUAUGAACAUGUUCCGGGCUGAUCUCCCUCCGCCUCCCCUGGAAGACCCGACCGUUGUGGCGCUGCUGCUGCGAAUCCAAUUGCUGGGACAGAUCGCCAAUGACGUGGUCCCCGAGAAGGCACCAACUCCUCCGGCUCCUGAAACCAAAUCUCAAAUCGUCGACGAAGAAGCUGUCGUCCCUCCCGUCGCUCCUCCCGUGGAACCCAAACCCGAAAAAGACGCGGAGGAACCCGAGUCAUUAGUCAAAGCUGCGCCGAAUUCGCUGGUCUCAGCCGAACCCGUGGCUGUCGAGCAUCUACCAUUUUUGCAUUCCGGGCCACCGACUCCACUGUCCGAUCUCGAAGUCUGUCACGAGAAUGAUGCUUUAUACGACUCACUCAGAGACGUUUUCCGCUCUGAGUUCAUGAAACGCAACAAGGAGAUCUCACUUAAGAACGCGUCGCUCCGGGAAGAGUAUCUACAUUAUUACAAGCCCUGGCGAUUAACCAUUUCCGAGCUGGACUCAGCCAAGGAGAAGCCUUCGGUAUCUCCCGCACCAGCUACGCCUCCUGCUCCUCCCAUCGUGGUCACGCCUACCACAACUGCAGAGGGCAGACGAUUCAAGGGUAACAGUGAAUUGGAUUUUCAAAAUGCUCUUCGGGCGUCAGAGAUCUCAGCACAGGAGGAGUUGGAGCGGCGCCGCGGCAACAAAGCUACCGCCCAGCCAGAUCUCACCCGGGAGGCUGUCAUUCCGGAAAUGCUGGAAGCCGCCGAGGCCAAGGCACGGAUUUACAAGGAUACAAAUAAUAUCGUCGAGCCGGUCAAUGCUAGAGCCGUCUUUGGCUUUCUGCCUCCUCGCAACGAUUUCACGCCGGAAGAGCACGAGGUCUUCACCGACGCUUUCAUGGCUCAUCCUAAGAAAUGGGGCAAGAUUGCCGAAUCCUUGCCUGGCCGAGAUUUCAAGCAGUGCAUUGUUCAUUACUACCUGACGAAAGAGGAAAUCAAGUACAAGGCGAAACUGAACAAGCGGUGGAGCCGCCGUGGCCGUGCCCGACGAUCCGCUCGACCCAAAUCCAACGCUCUCAUGGCUGACUUGGGCGUCGUCAAGCCGGAUUACGAAGGCGAGGAAGACCCGGCUCCCGUCACAGACACCGGCCGUCCUCGUCGUGCCGCCGCGCCCACCUUCGGGGACUCAUCUGCCGACACGGAUCCGUCAACCGUCGGCCGACGCGGAAACGCAGCUAAGGAACUAGAGCAAGGCGAGAGGACAGUCAGUCGACGCGGUCGUUCUGGUCCCGGAUCGCGAGGUCGAAGAGGGAAAGCUGCUCAACAACAGUUGCAGCAGCAGCAGCAGCAGCAGCAACAACAACAACAACAACAGCAGCAGCAGCAGCAGCAACAACAACAGCAGCCGCCCCCGCCGCCGCAGCCGCCGCAGCAGCAACAACAGCCACAGCAAACGCCGCAGCCCACACCUCCCGAGCCGCUGCUCAACGUAGGCGUACCGCUGCCAUCGGCCACGCCCCCUGCUGGACCAGUUCCCAAGCCAGAGAUGACCGAAUCAUCCAUGGAUGGUGCACAUGAUGCAGCAAUCAUGCGAGCUCGGGAGCCGACGGAGCGAGAGCCGCAAGAAGCCCCCCCGCGCGCAAAGUCUGGUCGAGGUCGACAGAAGGAAGGCGUAUACGUCUUUGAAUCGGGUGAACAAGAGCCCCCGACGGCCACCCGACAACAAGAGGUCGGUUACGGCUCGUUGCAACCGACCAGUUACUGGUCUGUUCCGGAACAGCGCGACUUUCCCCUGUUGCUGGCCCACUUUGGUCGUGAUUUUGAGGGCAUUUCCAACUUCAUGAAGACGAAAACCACUGUAAUGGUGAAAAACUACUUCCAGCGUCGGAUUGACUCUGGGCAGAAGGACUUCGAGGACGUUGUUGCAGAUGCAGAGGGUAAGAAGGCGCGCGGUGAACGCACGGGUCCUUUGCCUGUGCCCAACUUCGCAUCUAAACGCCGUUAUGAAGCCACGCCAUCUUCCAUAAUUCUUCCCCGGCCUCUGGCACCGCAGACUGAUAACGCAUCUGACACGGAUGAGACGCGGCCGGCGCCGAAAAGCAAGCAUGUGGCUCCACCGCCGACUUCAGCACAGCCAGUGCCUUUGCAAGCCCGUCCCCCACCAGAGAAGGAGCGCAAUGUGAACAGAUACCCACCCCUUGCGCAGGCCAGCAGUGCACCCAUUGCUCCCGGGCCAAUUCUCGCCGAGGACACCACACGGACGGCUCGUCCCCAAGCCGGAGUGCCUUCACGUAUGCCCGGCCCUCGUAUGGGCUAUUUUCCCGACGACAGGCGCGAAGUUUCAGCCACUGUCAUGUCUCAUACCACGACUCGACCCCAAGAGGCGCCAGCUACAGCGCGUCAAACGCCGGUGUCCGCUCCAGAGAUCGCACGCAUGGAGUCGUUACACGCGCAAGGGUUCCGGUCGUCCAAUAUGGAUGCACACGGAUCACCGCUUGUCACCAGCCAGGGUGCUAUGCCGUCAUCUCAACCCGCCUACCUGCCACCUCAACCGCAGCCUUCAAUGGUUCCCACGCCUUCUCAUUCUCGCCAGCCCAGUUUUACCAAGCCCCCUACCUCUCCCGUGCAACCAUUGCAGAGGCAAGAACCAGAAAUUCAUACCAUCCGGCACGAUCCAAUCAGCCAGCGGUCGUACUACACUCUGCCCGGUCACUCGGUGGGCAUGACGCAACCACCGCCGGUUCUGUCACCCCCCAAGGAAAUUCCUCGAGCUGGGCCUCCUCCAUCGGAACCUACUGAGGCUCCUCGUCAAAUCCCCGCCAAACGGUCCAACAUCAUGAGCAUUCUCAACGAUGAAUCCGAAGAACCCCAGCCACGUAAGAGGUUUGCCAGCGAUCAAGCUGCGUUGGGCACCCCUAGUAAUGCUGCGUCGCCGUCACGGCCCGUCUACACGGGUGUGCAGCCGUCCCUUUCUCAACCACCACCCGCGCCCCGCCAGGACGAACCUAUGAUGUCGACGCCUCAGCAGAAUGCUUCCGCCUACCCACAGCAGAGCCCGUACUUGCCGCCGGCUCGUACGUACUCUGAUUAUCAAGCCUAUGCACCUGCACCGGGCAGCUCUGCCGGGCCGGCCAAUAACGACUGGAUGGCACGGUUUGACCCACGAGGCCAGCAGUCGCAGCAGCAGCCCACUCCUCACCAACAGGCCAACAAUCGUCCUACCUCAACACUCCCCCCUCAAGCACCCUACUCCCCCUAUGCCUCCAACCAGACCGUAUCCGCCCAUGCCCUGCCGAACCUCACAGCCCCAUCUCCGGCUCCGACCCCCUCGCCGGCCCCCUCGCACCGUCCGUCGUCUUACCACGCCUCGGUCUACGCGCCGUCCCCGGCCUCACACGCGCAGGCAGUUGCUGCCAGCUCUCGUGAAAUGGCUGCACAGAAUCCAAUGAUGCGGUCGGCCAUGGGGUCGCCCACGUCGCGUAACAGCAACCUUGCAUAUGGGACGCGACAAGGACCCCCGACUCCGAUUCAGUCGCCCGCCAAUCUGCUUGGGGUCACGUCUCGUCAGACGCCUGCAACGGCGUCGUAUGCGCCGCCUGCGCCGCCAACGCCAGUGCCGAUGACUAUCCCAAGUCAGCAGCACCCGGGGAGCCACCAAACGUACCAGCAACAUGUGCAAACGAUGGUGAGCGGAGCGCAUCAACAGCAAACUCACCGGUCUGCCCUUGGAUACGCGGGCGCACAAUAUGGUCAUAGCACCCCCCCUCCGCAGGCUCAAGCGCCUCGGGUAGCAGGCUUACCCGGACCGCCCCCUCAGGCCAUGCAAAUGGGUCGCUCCUACACACCCCCGGCGAUCUUGCAGCCGAAUCCUUCGGGCGGUAUGAGUUAUGCUCCUGGUGGACCAGGCCCGGCGGUUGGGGCCGUUCAUCCCUUGCAGACGCGCCCCGGGCCUGGUGUCUUGGGCGAUGGCGGCAACCCCGGUCACGGUCACCACCGAGUUUAUAGUCAGGGGUCAAAUGCUGGGUCACUCCCCGUACCAAUGACACCACAAAACCCGCCUCGAUAG
Molecule: messenger RNA, 6450 nt
Organism: Aspergillus affinis
Lineage: Eukaryota; Fungi; Ascomycota; Eurotiomycetes; Eurotiales; Aspergillaceae
Product: MYB DNA-binding domain protein
Exons: 2
Coding region: 1-6450 (2149 amino acids)
Biological process (GO): regulation of transcription by RNA polymerase II
Cellular component (GO): Set3 complex
Source: RefSeq, a predicted model, not a curated record